AUGCGAUCAAUGCUGUUCCGUCUGCUUGCCCUCAUCAUCCUCGUUCUGUAUACCGGAGCUCAAGCACGCCAACCAUCUGAGCUCUUCGACGCUUUCGAGACUUUCCUGACAGGGUUUAUCGAUCAUACAAAUGACGAACGCACUUCUGUGUUUGCACCUGAUUGUAUCGGACGAAUCAACGCGAUGACCAUUUUGCGAGGCUCAGAUAACAAUACGGAAUUCAUUUAUGGCGUACCCGCAGCCCUAGCAAAGGCCAAUUCCACCCAGUUGAUCGGAUAUCCUACGAAUGUCGUCGUCGAAGCGCUUGCAAUCCAGCUCUCUGUAGUAUCAGCUACUGCCAUUUUCUCCAUGUACUAUGGCAACGUUUCCCAGGUCGUUCCACUGCAGGUCGAUAUGUGGCUGCACUUCAACGAAGACUUGCAAAUCGACGCCUACGAUUUCAUGCCCCGCAAGAUAGACAAAUUCCUUGCUAGCGCAGCACUCAUCCUAUUGGAUCAGAUUUCUUUGGAAAUACCAUUAGACGAUAAGGAUAACGCUACAAGUGUUAUGUCGCAAAAAGUCUUCGAAGAUGUAUGCACGGCAGCUUUGGAAUAUUGCACUGGAAAUAACCAGCAGUAUGAUUCUAAAAGCUCAUGUGUGGACUCGCUUACCAGCUCAGAGACCGAUACAAACAUCUGCCGAUACAUGUUCAAGAACUUGGUGCGGUCCCAGCCCGAUGUACAUUGUGCAAGCCUUGGACCGAAUGAAGGUGACUGCGCGGCCCAGCCUUACGCUGAGGCUACAGUCGAGUAUCCCUUUGUGCCCAGUUUCUUUGCGCCGAAUGUCUCUACCACAAGCACUGCAGGCUUAUCAGACAAGGCCUUUGAUGAAGUAAUGAAGAUCAACAUGGCAAUAGUUUAUCCAACUACUGUUGCUUUUUAUCCUAUACCGACCUUCAUUUACAUGAUUAUUCUUUAUAUGUGUGCUAAUUGCGUUGAGUUUGUGCUGCUUCGUUUCUCGAAAGAGUUUGUGAAACUAUCUUUCGAGAAUCAGAGGAACACGGUCACCUAUGUUUUGAAUACUUUCUGGACGUUCGUUGCGUUGGCCUUGCAGUUACUCGCAUCACCAACCUUGGGAGAGCGCUAUACCUCUGAACGCGUCGAUGAGAUACGAGUAGCCUGUGUGGUCAUCUCUGGACUGUAUGUCUUUGAGCUUGCAUAUCGGAAACAAAUGCGACGCCCUUUGCUCACACAUCACUUCAGUGCCCUGUUCUCUAUAGUUUUCCUACAAGUCAUGCUUCAGAUGUCCAUGCAUGUCGAGAUCAUUAGCGCCGGACUGCUCUGGCUCUUCCAAGCAACGACCGAACAAUCCAUCUUCAUCGGGCUUCUUUUAUAUCGGCUGAAAUACCCCAGGCGUAUAGUAGAACCCAUGUUGAAGUUCGCCGCGGUACAAUCCUUCGUCUGCAAAACCGUAUUCCUCGUGUGGUUGUUGGUGUGGUGGGGCUUGAAACUGGCUAAAUAUCACAAGGAUUUCGAUAUCGCUCUCAGUGUCAUGCUGGUCCUCGCUUGCACUGUUCUUAUGGCAACUCAAAUCCAAGGGUCUCACGCGGUGUGGACUAUCGCGCGGAAUAUGUCUCGUUCAUGUCAACGGCCAGCCGUACAGGAGUCACUCGUAGAUAUGGACAAGGUUUUCUUGAUGAAGCGAGAGUCUGGUUCCUCUUCCGCGUGGACUCAUAGUAGGGGAGAGUCGGAGCGGUCACUCGCGUCCGACCUGGCGAAGCCAAGGGACGCCGCAGUUAACGCCCAAGUCUAG
Messenger RNA from Desarmillaria tabescens, 1791 nucleotides. RefSeq lists its product as uncharacterized. Lineage: Eukaryota; Fungi; Basidiomycota; Agaricomycetes; Agaricales; Physalacriaceae. The transcript is spliced from 13 exons. The record is from RefSeq and is a predicted model, not a curated record. Bases 1 to 1791 code for a protein of 596 amino acids.